UUAACUCUGCCUGUCUCUUUCUAGAAAUAUUGGCUUCGUGGCAUCUCCAAAGCUAUUCCCUCAAAGCACCAGCUCCUGAGCACUUGGGGACUCUGAAAGCUUGGGGUGAGCUCCGAUCACCUGUCCUGCCUCUCUGGACAAGGGAAAGGCUGGAAGCCUACCGGUGCGCUGAGCUUCGGGGAACACAGCUCCCAAGACACAGAAAAUAUUGGCUCCUUGGCAUCUCCAAAGCUAUUCCCUCAAAGCACCAGCUGCUGAGCACUUGGGGACUCUGAAAGCUUGUGGACUCCUACUUUAAAGGAGGACACACAACCUGAAGUUCCCUCUUUUUAACACCAUGGACGUCACACAACUCAGAUUCCAGGACAAGAAUCUGAUGUCAGAAAGAGUUGAAAAGUUAUCUGAAGGAGAGAUGGCUGGAAGCACCCCACAGUUGGUGAAAGAUGUGGAUCCACCGACAUUCACAGAGCCCUCUUUUCAACUCAAGGGUCCAGGGGGCAUUCAUCAAAAAAGACAGCAUGCCAAGCCAGGAAGAAGGAAAGGAAGCAGAGAGAGUGACUGCAGCAUCACUGUUGAUCAGGACACGGACUAUGCUGAACAGGUUCUGUCUGUAGGAAAAAUCACACUUGGAGAGAAGAAUAGGAAUUCAAUGAAAGAUAGUCAACAAAAAAGAAGAGAGGCCAAAAAUAUCUUACAGUCUGUGUGUGCCCUGCUCAAUUCUGGAGGGGGUGUGGUCAAGGCUCACAUUAAAAAUGAAAACUACAGCUUCACCAGAGAUGGAAUAGGACGGGAUUUGGAAGAUUCCUUGCUUGGGGUCCUGCAACUUCCUCAUAAAUAUCUAGAUGUCAUGCAGCACAAAGACUACUUUUUCACUUUUGUGAAACCAUGGAAGCCGAAUCACAAAGGGCCAGGGAUCACCACCUUGAAAACCAACUUGUACCAGAGAAGCAUCUCAUCCUCAGAUGAACUGACAUCAGCUGCUGCACUGCAGUUCCUCAGAUCCAGACCAAGCUCACCUGGGGAAAACGUCCAUAAUGAACUGCUAAAUGAAUGUCUUGCCUUAUUUAGCAGAGACUGGCUUGCCUAUGAAGAGACAUUCUGUUUCACUAAAUCCAUACAUGCUGAAGUAAAAUUGACUCCCAAGGAAAAGAUUUUUCCUAAAAAAGAGAUUUUAGAGAUUCUCCCUCAAACUGUUUCUGCAUUUGCAAACACUGAUGGGGGAUAUUUGUUCAUAGGUUUGGAUGGUAAAACCCAGAAAAUUAUUGGUUUUAAAGCAGAGGAGAGCGAUCUCGUGCUUCUAGAAAGUGAAAUUGAAAAGUGCAUAAGACAGCUGCCUGUCACUCACUUCUGUGAGAAGAAGGAGAACAUAAAGUACACAUGCAAAUUCAUUGAAGUGCACAAAUCCGGAGCCAUGUGUUCAUAUGUGUGUGCGCUCAGAGUGGAGAGAUUCUGCUGUGCAGUGUUUGCUGCAGAGCCCGAAUCCUGGCAUGUGGAAGACAGCUGUGUGAAGAGGUUUACCACAGAGGAAUGGGUGAAGCGCCAGAUGGAUCCCAGAGCAGUGAUAUCUGGAAAGGUGAUACGCUCUCCAGAAGCCCUCUGCAUGAAACCUUUCUUACCACAUGAAGGCUAUGAGCAGUUCCUCCUGACAGAGUUGCACUCGCUUCCUAAAGGAACACUGGUCAUCUCUAAGAGCUGGGCUUUGGAUCUGGGCUUGCAAGAGAAGCAGGGAGUCAUCUGUGAUGUGCUUCACGGUUCCCAGGACAGUCUCCUGACGCUGCACGGCUUUGUCCCGGGAGAAGAGGACCUGGAAGUCAACAGCGCUCUUCUGAGGAAACUAGGGGCCGAGUUAAAGGGCUAUUAUAAACAAAUUGCCCUAACCUUAAAGCAGACGUUGGUAAACCAGGGUGGUUACACUGGGAAAAUAGGUAUCGGGAUAAAGAUAACAUACGUGGGUCAUAAGGCCGUGUGUCUUUAUGAUUCUAGCUCGGAAAUACGUUACCCACGCAAAUAUUAUCUGACAACCAAGACAGUAAAGGACUUAGAAAAAGCUCUUGCUGAAAUCUUAGGAGGUCAUGAGUCUCUACAGCUUACACAGGAAAAAAUUGUAGCGAACUUUCUAUCUCUGCGUUUUUAAAGGCAUGCAAUUAUGUAGUUUACUUUUCGAGAAAUGUAUUACCUCAUAUUCGAGCCUGGCUUGACGUAAAAAAAUGGAGUAUC
Apodemus sylvaticus (European woodmouse) is the source of this 2217-nucleotide messenger RNA. It is a transcript of the gene Slfn12, whose product is annotated as schlafen family member 12. The transcript has 7 exons. The coding region runs from base 338 to 2134 and encodes 598 amino acids. The record is from RefSeq and is a predicted model, not a curated record. Lineage: Eukaryota; Metazoa; Chordata; Mammalia; Rodentia; Muridae.